ACUUGUCGUCUGCUUGAGUUAAAAAUAUGAAAAGAUACAAAUUCCUUGCAGCUUCCAUUCUUCUCUCCCAAUUAUCAGAAGACUCAGAAUCCCAAUUUUCCAUAAUUUUAAUAUUUGUUGUUUGAUUUAAUCAAUAUGAACAUCUUUUCCAAGAAACCCAAUGCCAAAGAAGCGCUUAGGGAAAGUAGAAGAGAACUGACUCAUGCCACCAGAGGUAUUGAGAAGGAAAUUUCCGCUUUACAAUCAGAGGAAAAAAAACUUGUUGCUGAAAUAAAAAGGACUGCUAAAACUGGAAAUGAGACAGCAACAAAAGUUCUAGCACGUCAGUUAAUCAGGCUUAGACAGCAAAUAGCGAACUUGCAAGGUAGUCGGGCUCAAAUGAGAGGUAUAGCGACUCACACACAGGCAAUAUCUGCCCAAUCUUCGGUUGCUUCAGGCAUGAAAGGAGCCACUAAGGCUAUGACUGCUAUGAAUAAGCAAAUGGACCCUGCAAAGCAAGCGAAGGUGAUGCAAGAUUUCCAGAAGCAAUCAGCUCAAUUGGAUAUGACGACUGAAAUGAUGUCAGAUGCCAUAGAUGAUGCUAUAGAUGAUGACGAAGCAGAAGAGGAAACUGAAGAUUUGACAAAUCAGGUCCUUGAUGAAAUUGGAAUUGAUGUUGCCUCACAGUUGUCAGCGGCUCCCAAGGGAAAAAUUGCUGGAAAAAGGACUGAGGAAUCAAGCAGUUCGGGGAUCGAUGAACUGGAGAAGAGAUUGGCUGCACUUAGAAAUCCUUGAUCUCAGUAUCUUGGACUAGUCCUUAUGGAGUUUUACCACACACAAAACAUGAUUCCUGUAAGUUUUAUGUACAUAAUUUUGUUCCAAGAACGAUGUAAUGCAUCAAUCCUUGAUCUUCUUUGAGUGAUAAAUGGUUGUCCAAAAGGUACAAACAAUGUAUUUGUUGUUUGAUAAAGUCCAUCUUGGCGUGAGUUUCUUUCA
Messenger RNA from Solanum lycopersicum (tomato), 975 nucleotides. RefSeq names its product vacuolar protein sorting-associated protein 2 homolog 3. The record is from RefSeq and is a predicted model, not a curated record. Gene Ontology annotation, biological process: late endosome to vacuole transport; protein transport; endosome transport via multivesicular body sorting pathway. Gene Ontology annotation, cellular component: ESCRT III complex; multivesicular body. Lineage: Eukaryota; Viridiplantae; Streptophyta; Magnoliopsida; Solanales; Solanaceae.